GAAAAGCUUUAACACCUGAGUCCAAUGACCUAGGCUUUUCCCAGCAACGCCCUCCUAGCCCAUAUCCACGCACAGACCCUUGUUCUGGGACCUAAAAACAGCCGAAGUCCCUUUAGGUGUCUGGCAGCAUUCCAGACUUAUCUUCUUACCCCAUCCCAUUGGAUGGGAGAUGGCUAGCCGAGUUCCCACCAAAUCAUACCCCCUGUCGCCAGUAUUUACACGGGAGUCUCUGCUAGGUGGCAUGAAUGCAUUUUAAGGAAGUCUGUUUGUCACCUCCUAGGCCACUAGCUUCACAGAUCAGCGGCAGUCAAUGGCCAAAGAAUCCCGCGGGGCAAAUUCUCACCCUCCUUUUGGGGGAGCAGGGACAUACCACUCAAACUCUAGGGACAUAUGCAAGUAGUUCACGCGCUGGCAACAUAGCCAAUUCAACUCCUUGUCCUACGUCCUCUGAGUGCCCAGCAAAACGGAAAAGAACCGCUCUGCUCCUUCUGACACCUUCCUUCCUGAGCCCGAAACGGAUUUUGCCAACCCAGGUGUCCCAGAGGGACCCAGCUGCAGGAGAAGGCAGGCCAGGAUGCUCUCGGGGAGGCUAUGCCACUUCGGGAAGGAGCUUAGGAUCUGCCUAGCGCGGGCAGUCCAGAAAAACCAGGCUUGUGGCGCCGGAGGGAUCUCCCAGACCGGCAAGAGUUAAAGGGAGGGGACGUGGGCUGUCACGCGUCAUUGGGCAGAUUAUGUGCAGCAAACAAAAAGUGUGUGUCUGCGUGCCAGUCAGUCAUUGCAUCGGGUCCAUCUGUACAACUCUCUCUCUCUCUCUCUCUCUCUCUCUCUCUCUCUCUCUCUCCUAAUCUAUCUGCAUCUCUCUUCUCUCUUUGGACAGAACCCACAAGACUGACACCGACACCUCUUGACAUGGAGAUACACUAAUGUAAUAGGCAGGAAGGAACACUGGCUUGCACCCCGUUGGUUCCAGGUGGCCUUAUUUGGGCGACUCGGUCCUGACCUUAUUUCUGGUAAGUCUAUUUGCUUUGACCUGGGAGGGGGAUGGGAAGAGGACAGGUUGAGUACAAGGAGUGAAAAAAUUGUCCCCCUUUUCCUCGUUAUCUAGAAGAUAGGAGGGAAACGACGCGGAAUGUUGUUUCCACUGCCAAUAAGAUUAUACAAAGGGAGGAGCGGGUAGGAGCACUUUUCUGGAGAAGCUAGGGACUGGGGAGCUCGCGGCUGCCAGACAAUGCCAGCCCGGAGUGGAGGGAGAGCAUCCGGCAGUAGCGACCGGCUUUCAGCGAGCCCAGCUGGCUCUGAGUUUCCCAGGAGGAUCUGCGAAGGAAGAGAACCCGGGCCUAGGGAUGGGCGUAGGACUGUGAAAGGCUAGAUACUAUAAAGCCCGGGGUCCUGCCUAUCGCUAUUGUGGCUGAUUUGCGUCAAGGCGGCCACCGAGGCAGCAUGGACCGCUAUUAGCCCGGCUGUGGGACCUUUUCGCUGUAUUGUUAGAUAGAACUGCAUUUUAAUGACUGAGUCCCUGCUGUUGCCAAAGUGGAGGGCGAUCUCCUGUCACAAUAAAAAGCUUCUGUGAAGAAUACUUUCAAACGCGAGGCAGAAAUCAAGGUACAAACCGUUGAAAUGUAGGCAACUGGGAAGAGAAAGAGGGUUUAUACUGAAAGGGAGCUGAGAGAACCUGUAUUCUGCAACGUAUUUGACUUGCAAUUGGAAAUCAGAAGGGGACAGGACGAGUGCAGAAACAGAAAGUAGUAUCAUAAACUUUCUAUGUUGUGGCUAUUUUUCUUAUUCCCACUGUCUGGAAAAUAUACUUGCCAUUUGGGGCAUAUGGGAGAACGAAUAGGAAAGGGGCUAGCCAAAGUUACAGGCAUUGCAUUUUCUUACAUUUGUAUGGCAAUUGGCUAGUGGAUGUUGAUUUAAACAAAAUACACAUCGCCUAUAUUUUUCUUUAAUGAGAAGCUAGCUGAACAAGAAAAGAGUAAGAUCGGUUUUCCCCACGGCCACUUAAGGUAUAUAAAUACAGAGACAAUCACUGUCACUGGUGAAACUGCUAGGGAAAAACCAACUUAGAGGAAUUGUUAGAUUUCCCCAAGAAAAAUGGCAUGGCUAACUAAGACCUAGUUUAAAUAAUUUAAAUGAUUGCUUUCUUUAAGUGCUAAGUAUUACAGGGGGUGUCCAGUGGCUGAGGAAGGAAACGAUCCCUGUAAGACGGCUUAAUAGAGAGCCCGCCACUGGGGCAUUACUUCUAAAUUGCUGCGGAUUAAACAGCUGGAGGGCCCACUCAGGACCAUUCAAGCAGGGCUGACCCCUUCUAGCCCAAACAGGGUGGUAUCAAGGGAAGUGAGAAUUCACCAGUCAUUACACACAGAAUUUCAGACAGGGGACACUUCAAGCCUGCCCUAUACCUGCUCGCUUCAUGGGCCACAGGCGACUCAAUCCACCCUCUUGUAUAACAAGGUAACUGGGAUUCAACCUCAUCCAUAAAUAAGCAUGUCGAGAAAAAAUAAUUACCUCUGCUUGCUGCUUUUAAUUAAAGCCUCAGAGGGACAGUGCUGGAUUAUGGUAAUGAGCAGACAUGCGUCCCUUCUUGUAGGCUGCAAAGAAAGGUUAGCUGACAUAGAAUUAGUGGCCCUGACACUCCACUUGAAAUCCAUUCGCCAUGCUCCGUGGUCCCCGCCUGCUAGCUAAGGCUGCUCCCCUUGUUAGAAGAAAAGAAGAAAUCACAAUGAGACACUGGGCUUAGUACAUAGGACAGGACUGUCCCCCAAAGAUUAAAAGUGCGGGUUUUUUUUUUGGGGGGGGAGUUAUGCAGUCAGAAAUUUUGCAUAUGCUGGUUUUAAAGCAAACAAACCUACAAAAGCCCUACCUUCGCCCCAAUGCCCCACUCUAUAAAUCCCGAGGUAGCAUAGACACAGCCUGCUCCAGUCUUCACCGGCUCUCUAUUUUCUUUUUCUCAAGCAGGAAGUGUGCUCCCAUGCUUCCUGUUCCAGUUAUUUAAAAGGAAGGAAUAAUACUUCGAAGUUGGCAUCUUUAAAGCAUGACAGAUUGAUCGGCUUUAUUUUUAAAGUAGGAGCUAUGUAAAAAAGCCGGCAAGUGCAAAGAAAAUAUGUCUGGUAGCGGAAACGCUCUGCCGAGGUUCGUAGCAGAAAAGGCAAUAACAACUCUCUUCUCGUCCUGGGUAUCUGUCUCCAGUGAUGGAGGAUUCAGGCAUCCAGAGAGGCAUCUGGGAUGGAGAUGCCAAGGCUGUCCAACAGUGUCUGACAGACAUUUUUACCAGUGUAUAUACAACCUGCGACAUCCCAGAGAACGCCAUAUUCGGUCCCUGUGUACUGAGCCAUACUUCCCUGUAUGACAGCAUAGCCUUCGUAGCCCUCAAGUCCACGGACAAGAGAACAGUACCUUACAUCUUCCGGGUAGACACUUCGGCGGCAAAUGGUUCCUCAGAAGGUCUCAUGUGGCUGCGGCUGGUCCAAUCAGCCCGAGAUAAGGAAGAACAGAAUCUCGAAGCUUAUAUAAAAAAUGGACAGCUGUUCUACCGCUCUCUCCGCAGGAUUGCCAAAGAUGAAGAGUUACUAGUUUGGUACGGGAAAGAACUGACUGAAUUGCUCUUGCUCUGCCCGUCUAGAGCUCACAAAAUGAACGGGUCGUCUCCUUACACAUGCCUGGAAUGCAGCCAACGUUUCCAGUUUGAGUUCCCCUAUGUGGCACAUCUGCGAUUCCGCUGCCCCAAGAGACUUCACAGCACUGAUGCGAAUCCCCAAGACGAGCAAGGGGGCGGCUUGGGCACUAAGGACCACGGCGGCGGCGGCGGUGGUAAAGAGCAACAGCAGCAGCAACAGCAGCAGCAACAGGAGGCGCCGUUGAUCCCGGGCCCCAAGUUCUGCAAAGCCGGCCCCAUACACCACUACCCCGCGUCAUCCCCGGAGGCGAGCAACCCGCCGGGCUCCGCGGGUGCCGGCAGCGCCAAGCCGUCCACGGACUUCCACAACUUGGCUCGGGAACUGGAAAACUCCCGGGGAAGCAGCAGUUGCGUAGCGGCCCCGGGCGUCGGCAGUGGCGGCAGCGGCCACCAGGAGGCGGAGCUGAGUCCCGACGGCGUCGCCACCGGCGGCUGCAAAGGCAAGAGGCGGUUCCCAGAGGAGGCGGCGGCGGAGGGCGGCGGCGCGGGGCUGGCGGGCGGCCGUGCGCGCUUCUCCGAGAGGCCGCUGGCGACCUCCAAGGAGGAGUUGGUGUGCACGCCGCAGCAGUACCGCGCCGCCGGCAGCUACUUCGGCCUGGAGGAGAACGGCCGGCUCUUCGCGCCGCCCAGCCCGGAGACUGGCGAGGCGAAGCGCAGCGCCUUCGUGGAGGUGAAGAAGGCGGGCCGCGCGGUGGGCUUGCAGGAGGAGGCGGCGGCGACAGACGGCGCAGGGGGCACGGCCGAGGACCCCGACGCGGGAGGCGGUGUCGCCGGCGGCGGCAGCAACGGCUCGUCCACCCCCGCGGCGGGGUCGCCUGGGGCCCCCGAGAAGUUGCUGGCUCCGCGUCCCGGAGGCUCUCUGCCCGGACGGCUGGAGGGCGGGAGCCCCGCGCGCGGCAGCGCCUUCACCUCGGUGUCGCAGCUGGGCGGCGGUGGCGGCGCGGGGACCGCGGGGACUGCGGGGGGCUCGGGGGGCGGCCAAACGGCCGCAUCGGACGAGCGGAAGAGCGCCUUCUCGCAGCCCGCGCGCUCCUUCUCGCAGCUGUCCCCGUUGGUCCUCGGCCAGAAGCUGGGCGCUCUCGAGCCGUGUCACCCGGGAGACGGCGUGGGUCCCACCAGACUCUACCCGGCCGCCGCCGAUCCGCUGGCUGUGAAGCUGCAGGGGGCAGCGGACCUGAACGGAGCCUGCGGGCCCCUGGCGAGCGGCGGUGGCGGUGGCUUGCCCAAGCAGAGCCCCUUCCUCUACGCCACCGCCUUCUGGCCCAAGAGCUCGGCUGCGGCGGCAGCGGCGGCGGCGGCCGCCGCCGGGCCCCUGCAGCUGCAACUGCCCUCCGCGCUCACCCUGCUGCCGCCCUCCUUCACUUCGCUGUGUCUGCCCGCGCAGAACUGGUGCGCCAAAUGCAACGCCUCCUUCCGCAUGACCUCCGACCUGGUGUACCAUAUGCGGUCUCACCACAAAAAGGAGUAUGCCAUGGAGCCCCUGGUGAAGCGGCGGCGGGAGGAGAAACUCAAGUGCCCCAUUUGCAACGAGUCCUUCAGGGAGCGUCACCACCUGUCCCGGCACAUGACCUCGCAUAAUUAAUUGUUGCGUAAAAGACUCCGGCUUUCCACGCGUGUGCACGCACAGUCAAGCCACCUGCAGGAGCAGACACGCGAGGAUGACAUCCACCACUACCUUAUGCCCCCAAACACUGCAACCAAACACGUGCACACACAGGUCCCUCCCCUCGCCAGGAGCCUCAUCAUCCAAAUGUUUAAUUUCACACACACACACACACACACACACACACACACACACACACACGCACGCACGAACGCACACACGGACGCACGCACACGAUGCACAGGAUGGUGGAUUUUGGAUUGGGUGGGUUGUUUGAGCGGGGUUUUCUUUUGAAUGCACGAAUUUUCACUUUCCCAAAAACAAAAGUACAUUUUUAAAAAAAUGUCAUAUAUUGCAACAUAUUGAUGCAUUUGUCAUACGUUUCUACUUAAAUUAUUAAGCACUUAUGGUUUAGAUGUAAUAAUUAUAUGUAAGGACAAAGUUUAUUUUAGAUAUAAAGUAAUGGAGGAAGAGGAGAUGCGUUCUGCAUUUCCUGAUGACAGCUGUGUUCUUACAAAAAUAAACAAAAUGGAUAAAAAGGGGGGCGCCAUUCGGUUUAAGUUUCCAGGGGGAAGUGCAUGUAUCAUGAAAUGAUUAUGGACUUCAGUGAAGAAUGUCAUCAAUGAUGUAAAUAUGUAUUCCCUUUUAAUACAAAGUGUAAUUUUGUGCCAGUGACAUGGAGUCUGAAUAGUUAUGUGUUUCUUCUAUCCCUAAGAGAUUUAUUAAACGGUAUAGUUUAUCCAGGUAUGUUGGAUGCUUUGACAAUAAAUAACUAUUUUCCUCAAAGCAAA
This is a messenger RNA of Mus musculus (house mouse), 6067 nucleotides long. RefSeq names its product PR domain containing 8 (gene Prdm8). Lineage: Eukaryota; Metazoa; Chordata; Mammalia; Rodentia; Muridae. The coding region runs from base 3189 to 5255 and encodes 688 amino acids. Gene Ontology annotation, cellular component: nucleoplasm; nuclear body; nucleus. Gene Ontology annotation, biological process: chromatin remodeling. The record is from RefSeq and is a predicted model, not a curated record. The transcript is spliced from 3 exons.